CCUUCUACUUGGACCACACCUCACUCAUCCUUCUUCUUCUUCUUCUCUCUCUUACCCUGUUUCUUCUCUCUCUACAAAUUCAAGAAAUUUGCAGAGCUAUGAUGGCCGGGAAGGACGAUGGGCUUGGUUUGAGCCUUGGGUUGAGCUUAGAGUCCCAACCCCACCGCCAUUUGCAGCUCAAUCUCAUGCCGUCUUGGACUAAUGAUGCCUCCUCUGAUCGGACUUCGGAAACUGGGCGAUCGCUGCUCCGGGGUAUUGAUGUGAACCGGAUUCCGCCGUCGAUGGCGGAUUGUGAGGAGGAGGCGGCGAUGUCGAGUCCGAAUAGUACGGUGUCGAGUGUGAGUGGGAAACGGAGUGAACGGGAAACGAACGGCGAGGAUCUCGACGGCGAUAGAGAUUGUUUCAGAGGAAUUAGCGAUGAAGAAGACGGCGAAACUUCUAGAAAAAAGCUUCGGCUUACUAAAGAUCAGUCCGCCGUCUUGGAAGAUAGCUUCAAAGAACACAACACUCUCAAUCCUAAGCAAAAGUUGGCUCUGGCGAAACAGUUAGGUCUCCGGCCGAGACAAGUUGAAGUAUGGUUCCAAAACAGAAGGGCAAGGACAAAAUUGAAGCAAACGGAGGUUGAUUGCGAGUUUCUAAAGAGAUGCUGUGAGAAUCUGACGGACGAGAAUAGGCGGUUGCAAAAAGAAGUACAGGAACUGAGAGCACUGAAACUUUCCCCACAAUUCUACAUGCACAUGACCCCACCCACCACCCUUACCAUGUGCCCAUCAUGCGAGCGUGUCGCGGUCCCAACCUCCACGUCAGCCCCCACUACAGUGACACGAGUGGGCCAAGCCCAAGCCCAGCCCCACCACGCUCGGCCCAUCCACCUCAACCCGUGGGCCUCCGCCAUCCCGGCCCGGCCAUUCAACGCCCUACACCCUCGCUCGUAAAUACCCUCCCCACCGACGAGGGCAAUUCCGAGUUUUCGCUAUCUUAGGAUACGGUUGUUGGGCCGGGAUUUGGUGGGCCUCUGUGUUUUGUAAUGUUCGGCCCAUCUUGUCAUAAUUAGUGUUGAGUAGUUUAUUUAUUUAUCUUAGGGCUAAAUACUUUUUUUUUUUUUUUUUUUUUUUUUUUUU
Messenger RNA from Cucurbita maxima (winter squash), 1121 nucleotides. Its product is annotated as homeobox-leucine zipper protein HAT4-like. Gene Ontology annotation, cellular component: nucleus. NCBI's taxonomy places the organism in Eukaryota, Viridiplantae, Streptophyta, Magnoliopsida, Cucurbitales, Cucurbitaceae. The record is from RefSeq and is a predicted model, not a curated record. Gene Ontology annotation, biological process: regulation of DNA-templated transcription. The transcript has 4 exons. Bases 99 to 935 code for a protein of 278 amino acids. Gene Ontology annotation, molecular function: DNA-binding transcription factor activity, RNA polymerase II-specific; sequence-specific DNA binding.